AUGUCUUCCCAGUUUGAUAUACUCCAUGGUAACAAUGGCCUUCUUUCCAUCUUCAAACUCGACUACUGCUUCUUUGGUAAGUGCUUGGAGACCAUUGAUUUCGACUUUAACUUUUGCAGCAGCAUUAGGUCUGUUGGUGAGAACUUUCCUCAUGUCCUCCUCGAGGUCGAAUUUGAACUGGAAGCAGUUGUUGCCGAGGCGGCCUAUGAGGAUGAGAGAGUUUUCUCGUAUCAGGUCGGCAGUAUCUACUGGUGGGGCUUGAAUGCGUUUUCGAAUCGGUGGGCUUCGUGCAAGCUCAAUCCCUUUGCCUUUUUCUGCAUAGGAGAAGCGCCUUGCCAUUGCAGAGAAUGUUUGGAGAAAGACCCAUGGAGAUGGUUUGGCUUGUAUGUUAAGAGGAUAGAGAUCGAAAAACGGAGCAGAGCAGACUUGGGAUGUAAAUGUAGAGAUUACGGGGCGGUUCUAGUAGCGGCAGCUGAACAGAACUAA
Microthlaspi erraticum is the source of this 486-nucleotide messenger RNA. The record is from the annotation of a GenBank genome assembly. NCBI's taxonomy places the organism in Eukaryota, Viridiplantae, Streptophyta, Magnoliopsida, Brassicales, Brassicaceae.